Messenger RNA from Callithrix jacchus (white-tufted-ear marmoset), 2889 nucleotides. It is a transcript of the gene PITPNB, whose product is annotated as phosphatidylinositol transfer protein beta. Gene Ontology annotation, cellular component: cytoplasm. NCBI's taxonomy places the organism in Eukaryota, Metazoa, Chordata, Mammalia, Primates, Cebidae. The record is from RefSeq and is a predicted model, not a curated record. Gene Ontology annotation, molecular function: phosphatidylcholine binding; phosphatidylinositol transfer activity; phosphatidylinositol binding. Gene Ontology annotation, biological process: phospholipid transport.
CGGAAGAGUGUAGGUGCGCAGGCGCGGAGGUGGUACGGGGGCAGGGAGGAGGGGCCGCGCAGGCGCUGUGAGAGGCGGUAGCGGCGGCGGUGGCGGUGGUGGCAGCGGUAGCCGUGUGGGGGUUCCGGGAAGAUGGUGCUGAUCAAGGAAUUCCGUGUGGUUUUGCCAUGUUCUGUUCAGGAGUAUCAGGUUGGGCAGCUUUACUCUGUUGCAGAAGCCAGUAAGAAUGAGACUGGUGGUGGGGAAGGAAUAGAAGUCUUGAAGAAUGAACCUUACGAGAAGGAUGGAGAAAAGGGACAGUAUACACACAAAAUUUAUCACCUAAAGAGCAAAGUUCCUGCAUUUGUGAGGAUGAUUGCUCCUGAGGGCUCCUUGGUGUUUCAUGAGAAAGCCUGGAAUGCAUACCCCUACUGUAGAACAAUUGUAACGAAUGAAUAUAUGAAAGAUGAUUUCUUCAUUAAAAUCGAAACAUGGCACAAGCCAGACUUGGGAACAUUAGAAAAUGUACACGGUUUAGAUCCAAACACAUGGAAAACUGUUGAAAUUGUCCAUAUAGAUAUUGCAGAUAGAAGUGAAGUUGAACCCGCAGACUACAAAGCUGAUGAAGACCCAGCGUUAUUCCAGUCUGUCAAGACCAAGAGAGGCCCUUUGGGACCCGACUGGAAGAAGGAGCUGGCAAACAGCCCUGACUGUCCUCAGAUGUGUGCCUAUAAGUUGGUGACCAUCAAAUUCAAGUGGUGGGGACUGCAAAGCAAAGUGGAAAACUUCAUUCAGAAGCAAGAAAAACGGAUAUUUACAAACUUUCAUCGCCAGCUUUUUUGUUGGAUUGACAAGUGGAUUGAUCUCACAAUGGAAGACAUUAGGAGAAUGGAAGACGAGACUCAGAAAGAGCUAGAAACAUUACGUAAUCAAGGUCAAGUGAGGGGAACAAGCGCAGCCAGUGAUGACUGAAGAAGAAUCUGACCAGUAUCUUGCAGUGUUGACGUUUCCCAGAUGCGUGCUUGUGAUGUCACACACACACGCACAGGUUCUCAACCACGUGUGUAUAUAUGUAUGUGUGCAUAUGUCUGUAGCUGUAUAUAAACCGCAUGUAGAGCUACAGAUCCAGAUACACACACUUGUGUAUAUAUGUACAUACAGACAUACUGAAGGGAUUAGUACAAUUUCUCCAAAGUACUGUACCUAUCUUCAGCAAGAAUGCAAAAGAAAAUAUUUUCAAUAUAUAUACCUGGAACAGAUUUUAAUAAUUAUCAGAGUAAUACCAUUAAUGGACAAAUUGACUGCAAUGUAAUACUAGCUGGUAUGUUUCAUAAAUGUCAAGUUGUGGACCAACAUAUAUAGCCUUUUGUGUUGUUUUUCUCUUCUUUUAAGUCAGUUUCUUAUAAAUUUUUAUUUUAGUCUCAUAAGCAGUAGACUCCCACAGAAAAUUUCUUCAAAAUUUUUUGGUAUUCCAAUGAAUUUGGAAUGUAAACUCUGAAUGUAUUUAUAACUAUUUAUUUCUGGACGGUCAUUAUCUUGUAGCCAAAUUUGACAAUAUCUAUAAAGUAAGGAGCAAAGUUACAGGCCAGUUUUUACUUGUUUGUCCUGAGGGAAAAAUCCUUUUUAAAAGAUUUCUGGUUUUUAUUGGAUUUUUGUAUUUUAAAUUUUAGAUAUUUUUCUACAUCAAACCUAGCAAAAAUGGAGAUGACGGUUUGUGAUUUAUAAUAAACACUAGACAAUUUUCAGGCUCCUGUUAGGCAGACACAUUGAUGAAGAAAUUAGUCUUAAUAGUAUUGUAGGCUGUGUAGAAAAGCCGGAAGUAUAGCACUUCGUGGAGUCUUGUUUUGAAGAUGACAGUUUUCUGUAACUACAGCUUGAAACUAUGCAAAUGGUCUAGAUUCCUCAGAGCUCACAUGAUAGAAUUUAGAUAGUGAUGACAUUUUGUUCUUACUGUGGAAACACACACUUCAAGCGGGAGAAGGUGACUUUGAGAUAGGAACAGUUGAGGAUGCAGUGCGAGUGUGGCCUGUGCGUGUCAGGAGGCUCCGCCAGGAGGCUGGUGGACCUCCAACUGUGGGAUGUGCUCUCAGGUAGGGCGUUAUCAGAACAGAUCCUGAACAGGCAUCAUGAGGAUGCUGGUCAGAAGCUGCUGCCACUUUUUUGUUCUUGUUUUUUGUUGUUGUUUUAAAGGAAGGAACAAUAGCUAGGUAAGAUUUUUAUCAGCUUUCUCUGUCUGAAUCCAGUUUUUCCCCUGUCAGUCCUGGAAGCUUGACUAGAAUUAUAUUGUUGAAGCCUUCAGGUCACAAACUGUCUUUUUUAACCUCCCGUCCCUCCUAAAACACGCCAACCCCUGCAGUCAAAUCACAUUAGUAAUCUGGUUUGCUGACAGUCCCGCCCUCCCUGCCUCUUGUUUUCCCACGUGUCCCUCGUCCCUCCCCCACUGCAGUGAGCUGAGUGAAUGAGACGAAGGAUAUUUAGGAUCACUACUGCAUUGCAAUUCCCCGUUAUCCUCAGCAACAAGCCACGUUUCGUACAGCCUUUGUGUACUCAGGAUAAAGACUGAUGUUUACUCUCUGGGCACUGUUGUAAGAUAGGUUUUGUCAGAGCAUAAUCACUGUCUGCAAAGAGUUUGGUGCAAGGAAGAUUAUUGCUAAUUUUGUGAAAUAAAGAGUCUAGCCCUCUCCUUUGAAUGAACUUAACUCUGGCAUCUGUAGCAUCAUUGGGAGCUUAGGCGCACAUGGGAAUGAGAGCCCGGCGCAUGGAUUUUAAUGUUUUUCUAACAACUGUGGAGAUUUGAGGGAAUGUGUGGUGAAUGUAAAAUACCUAGUUUACUUGGCAGUCUCUUGUGUAAAUUACAGUAAAACAAAGUAAAUGAAAUUUAAACAAAAUAAAUUUGAUCACAAAAUGCCA